AUGGCGGCGAGCACAGGCAGCGGCGGGACGGCGGCGGCAACAGGGGAGCCAGCGCACGCGGUGUCGCUGCUGCGGGGUCUGAGCGCGCUGCGAGCGGAGCGGAGCCUGCUGGACGUGACGGUGGUGGCGGGGGGGCGCGGGUGCCCGCCCUGCCUGCGCCUCCUGCGCGAGGCCCGUGACUUCCAGGCCGCCCGCCUCGACCGCCACGACCGGGGUCCCUGUGCCCGCAUGCGGCCCCGGCCCUCCACCGGCCUGGCCGAGAUCCUCGUCCUCGUUGGCGGCUGCGACCGCGACUGCGACGAGCUCGUCACCGUUGACUGCUACAACCCGCGCACUGGCCACUGGCGCUACCUGGCCGAGUUCCCUGAGCACCUGGGCGGAGGCUACAGUGUCGCCGCGCUGGGCAACGACAUCUACGUCACCGGGGGAUCGGACGGGUCAAGGCUGUACGACUGCGUCUGGAGGUACAAUUCCAGCGUCAACGAGUGGACAGAGGUUUCUCCCAUGCUGAAAGCCAGAGAAUACCACAGCUCCACGGUCCUGGACGGGCUGCUGUACGUGAUCGCCUCUGACAGCACGGAGCGCUACGACCACUCGCUGGACAGCUGGGAGGCUCUGCAGCCCAUGCUGUACCCCAUGGACAACUGCUCCACCACCUCAUGCCGCGGCAAGCUGUUCGCCAUAGGCUCCCUGGCUGGCAAGGAGUCCAUGGUUAUGCAGUGCUACGACCCCGACAGCGACCUCUGGUCCCUCGUGAACUGCGGCCACCUCCCUCCCUGGUCCUUCGCCCCAAAGACCGUCACUCUCAACGGCCUCAUGUACUUCAUAAGAGACGACUCGGCUGAAGUGGAUGUUUACAAUCCAGCAAAGAAUGAAUGGGAUAAAAUCCCUGCCAUGCUUCAGGUUCACGUUGGGGGGAGCGUGGCCGUGCUUGGCGGGAAGCUCUACGUCUCCGGUGGCUACGAUAACACGUUUGAACUCUCGGACGUCCUGGAAGCCUAUGACCCCGAGACACGAACGUGGAGCGUGGUGGGCCGACUCCCCGAGCCCAUCUUCUGGCACGGCAGCGUCAGCAUAUUCCGGCAGUUCAUGCCGGAAACCACGCAGGAGGAUGACAGCAUCACGCUGGACAACACCAUCAACUUGAACAGGCAGCGCCAAAACCUUCACAACCAGAACCUUAAUGAGCUUCGUUAG
This is a messenger RNA of Nipponia nippon (crested ibis), 1197 nucleotides long. The record is from RefSeq and is a predicted model, not a curated record. NCBI's taxonomy places the organism in Eukaryota, Metazoa, Chordata, Aves, Pelecaniformes, Threskiornithidae.